Messenger RNA from Chrysochloris asiatica (Cape golden mole), 672 nucleotides. Its product is annotated as speedy protein E4-like. The transcript has 6 exons. Gene Ontology annotation, biological process: positive regulation of cyclin-dependent protein serine/threonine kinase activity. The record is from RefSeq and is a predicted model, not a curated record. Gene Ontology annotation, molecular function: protein kinase binding. NCBI's taxonomy places the organism in Eukaryota, Metazoa, Chordata, Mammalia, Afrosoricida, Chrysochloridae. The coding region runs from base 1 to 672 and encodes 223 amino acids.
AUGUCUUCCAUUAGUCCAGUCAAUGAGAAACUCCAACCUAACUCCACAGAGUGUCCCAAGGAAGUGGUGGUGAAGGAAGAAAGUCCAGGAUCUUUAGUUCCCUGGAUACAUUCCAGCCCCUUGCCUGUGACUUGUGACCAGAAGAGGAAUUGGACAGUCACUUUCAUGAAGGAGAUACCCUCAGAGCCUAAGAACAGCUGGGCUGUGGAGAACUUGAGUGAUCUCCCAGUUCAGGGGAAAAGACAGUGGGAGUCAGCUGUGGAACCUGAACACCAUGAGGUCUUCAACAGACUGCUGGCGGAUCCGGUCAUUCAAAGAUUCUUGGCUUGGGACAAAACACUGAGGGUAUCUGACAAGUAUCUCCUCUCCAUGGUAAUUGCAUAUUUUAGCCGGGCUGGCCUCUUCUCUUGGCAGUACCAACGAAUUCAUUUCUUCCUAGCUCUCUACCUGGCCAGUGAUAUGGAGGAAGACAAUCAGGCUUCUAAACAAGCUAUAUUUUUCUUUCUCUACGGGAAGAGUCACAUCCAGCGCCCCAUGUUCCACAAGUUGAGAUUUCAGUUCAUCCGUUCUAUGCAUUGGAAGAUUUGGGUUUCUCAGGAGGAAUGUGAAGAGAUUCAGGCUUAUGAUCCAGAGCACUGGGUCUGGAGACGAGAUCGUACCCUCAUUCCCUAG